Molecule: messenger RNA, 1596 nt
Organism: Aureobasidium vineae
Lineage: Eukaryota; Fungi; Ascomycota; Dothideomycetes; Dothideales; Saccotheciaceae
Source: the annotation of a GenBank genome assembly
AUGCGUGCCUCUUUCUACGCUCUUGCCGGCAGCGCUGCCUCGGCCAUGGCUGCCACCCGUGGUUUCAACUACGCCUCUCAGGGCAACACCCUUGAGACCUUCACCAACCAGUUCGAGUCGGCCCAGGCCAUCACCGACUACGCCUCGGCCCGUCUCUACACCAUGAUCCAGGACGGCACUGCCAACACUGUCAUCUCGGCCAUCCCCGCCGCCAUCAAGACCAAUACCACUCUUCUCCUCGGUCUGUGGGCUUCGGAGAACCAGGAGGCCUUCGACAACGAGCUUACCGCUCUCAAGAACGCCAUCAGCCAGUUCGGCUCCCAGGGUCUCGCCGACCUGACCGUCGGUAUCUCUGUCGGUUCCGAGGACCUCUACCGCAUCUCCGAGACUGGUAUCAAGCAAAAGAGUGGAUACGGCCAGACCGCCGACGUCCUCGUCGACUACAUUGGUCAAGUCCGUGAGGCUCUCAAGGGCACCGCCCUCGCCAACGUCCCCGUCGGCCACGUCGACACCUGGAACGCAUACACCAACACCUCCAACUCUGCCAUCCUCGGCGCUGUUGACUUCCUCGGUCUUGACGAGUACCCUUUCUACCAGGAUGGUGAGGGCAACUCGAUCGACAACGCCUCGGACCUCUUCUGGAAGGCUUACAACAAGGUUGAGGCUGUCGCUGACGGCAAGCCCCUCUGGAUCACCGAGACCGGCUGGCCCGUCAAGGGCGAGGCCGAGGACGAGGCCGUUCCCAGCGUUGAGAACGCCGCCAAGUUCUGGCAGGACGUUGCUUGCGAGCUCGAGGCCCGCUGCAUCAACUUCUGGUGGUACAUUCUGAACGACGAUGGCGCUUCGCCCUCGUUCUCAGUUGCCAGCGGUAUUGACGGUGCCAACACCAAGGCUCUUUACGACCUCAAGUGCUCCAAGGCCUCUACUUGCGGCGCUACCGUCUCUGGCUCUUCCUCGUCUUCUGCUGCUUCCUCUUCCGCCGCUGGCUCCAAGACUGCCUCUGGAUCCGCCUCCUCCACUGGCUUUGCUGGCCAAAACAUUAACGUCGCCUCCAACGGCACCGCAUCUGUCGAGCCCGUCGUCUACGUUACUGAGGUCACCACUUCCUACACCACCACAUGCCCUGCCGGCCAGACCAUCACCGCCUCCGGCAAGGAGACCGUCCUGACCACCCCCAGUGUUUUCGUCACCACCCACGCCGUUUCCAGCACUGUUUCCACCAGCCAGACUGUCGUUCCUACCACCAUUGUCAACGCCGUCACCCGCUCCAUCACCUCCGCCGGCAAGGUCGUUCCCGUCACCAAGCAGAGCACCCAGGUUACUUGGGCCCCUACCUCUUCCAUCGCUGGCGCAAUUGUCCCCUCCGGCGCUGUUGCUCCCUCUGGUGCUGCUGCUCCUUCCGGUGCUGCCGCUGCCUCAGGAUCUGGUGCUGUCGUUGGCCAGGCUUCCGGCACCACUCUUGCUUCGUCUUGGGCUGCUAACCAGACCCCUGGCGCCUCUGCUACUGCCAGCCCCUCUGCCUACCAGGGUGCCGGUGUCAAGGUUGGUGGUUCCAUUGCUCUUGCCCUCGGUGCCGCCGCCGUCGCUCUUCUCUAA